CAUCCAUUUUAAUUAAUUAAUCCUGUUCUUUAAUUCAAGAUUCAAAUUUGUUCUCUCCAAAAAUAUAUCGCACAAUUCCGAAGCCACCAUUAACACGGCCAUCGCUGGUUUUGCAUCCCUGGGUAUUGGGAAAUCGGAAUGGCAAAGAUAAACAUUUUGGCAGGCAUGUCAGAAAAAAAGGAAAAGAAAUACAAGAAAAGCAGGGAAGAAAUCCGUAGAGAAAUUGCCCGCGAAUUCGAUUUGCCUGAACGCAAAUCCAAGAUAGCCACAAUUCUAAAGCAGGAAGACCAGGCGUACUGCAUAUGUCGCACCUCCGACUGCUCCAGGUUUAUGAUCGGCUGCGAUGGCUGUGAGGAAUGGUACCAUGGCGAUUGCAUUGGCAUCACAGAGAAGGAGGCAAAACACAUCAAGCAAUACUUCUGCUGUCGAUGCAAGCAGGAGAAUCCGGAACUCCAGACAAUUUUCCGCCUGGUGGCCACCGAGCGGGCAGCGGCCUCCAAUGCCGCCUCCACCAGUGGCACCAACACUCACGGAUCGGGUCCGCCUGCAUUAGCUGCCGUUCAACCAGCAGCCGCCCAGCCGAAGCGAAAGCAUAGCAAUGCCAAAGAGCCCAAGGCGGGAAAACGUUGCGGCACCUGCGAGGGAUGUCGCCGUCCCAACUGCAAUCAAUGCAAUGCCUGUCGUAUUCGCGUUGGCCACAAGCCGCGCUGCAUCUACCGCACAUGUGUCGCCCAGGCGGCCGCCGUGUCCGAACCCCAGGCUUCGGGUCCCUCAAGGAAACGGGAAAAGACCACGGCCAAGGAUCGCAAGAUGAAGGUCGGCAAUCGUGUGGCCAGUCCCGAAGUGUUUCUCAACCCCGAGCUGGAAGGAACGCGGCAGUGUCAUGGCCCCGGCUGUUGCUGCCAGGCGCGACCUCAGAGUAAAUACUGCAGUGAAAAAUGCGGCUUCAAUCUAGCGACCAACCGCAUAUUCCAGGUGCUGCCGCAGCGUUUGCAGGAAUGGAACCUAACGCCCUGUCGUGCAGCAGAGGAUAACCGCACACAGCUUGAAUCCAUCCGGGAUAAGCAGUCGAUGGUCCGCUUCGCUCUCGCUGAGCUCGAAAAGCGCUCCGACGAGCUCAACAUGGUAGUGGAGCAGGCCAAGCACAGCAUCAUAGAAAGGCAGACCGCGAACGACACUGGCGACGUCGAGGAUGAGCAGAGCAUGUAUUGCAUCACUUGCGGCCAUGAAAUCCACUCUCGCACCGCCAUCAAGCAUAUGGAGAAGUGUUUCAACAAAUACGAAUCUCAGGCCAGCUUCGGCAGCAUUUUCCAGACCCGCAUGGAGGGCAACAACAUGUUCUGCGACUUUUACAAUCCGGCCAGCAAGACCUACUGCAAGCGACUGCGCGUCCUGUGCCCCGAGCACAGCAAGGAUCCGAAAGUAAACGAGACUGACGUCUGCGGCGCUCCCCUCGUCGCCAAUGUCUUCGAGCCCACCGGACAGUUCUGUCGUGCUCCAAAGAAGAGCUGCUUCAAGCACUAUGCCUGGGAGAAGAUUCGGCGGGCCGAGAUCGAUCUGGAGCGCGUCCGGCAGUGGCUUAAAAUGGACGACCUGAUGGAGCAGGAGCGCGGCUACCGACAGCAGCUUAGCUCUCGUGCCAAUCUCCUUGGCCUCAUGCUCCACUCCACCUACAAUCACGAGGUAAUUGACGAGCUGGUUCGCAAGCAGAACGAGCAUCUGGCCGAGUUCGAGAAGCAGCAGCGUCGUCAUGCCCAUCAGCAGCAGCAGCAGAAGGAGAAGCACCAUAAACACCAAGAACAGCAACAAAAGCAGCAGCAGCAGCAGCAAGAACAGAAGCAGCUGCCACCACAACCACAAAAUCCUCAGCGACAACCACUGCUACAACAGCAGCGACAGCAUCAACAGCAACAGCCGCAGCAGCAGCAUCAGCAGCAGCAUCACCACCACCACCACCAACAGCAGUCACAACCGGAGCAAAGUCAAAAGCCCCCUACCAUCCACCAGCAUGGUAGAUUCUAGAUUCGGCAACUGUGUCCAGCUCCAGCUCCAGCGCCAACACUCCAUCAUUCCCUUUGCUGCAAACACACAAACUCCAUUAAUAAGCAGACUUCAACACUUUUUCGUACGAUAAUCCAAGAAAAUUUUCUCCUGUGAAUCAACAACAACAAUAACAACAUAAAAAAGGUUCUGUAUCACGUCACCGUCACCCUGGGCAACAUAUUCGAAACAUUUGCCGACACACGGCCGGCUUUUCUCUGGAGCCUUUCCUGGAAGAAGCAGAUCACAAGCAUAGCCCAGAGGUUGCUAUGCGUCCGGACAAGGGCCCGCCCAUGUUUGUUAUUGAAAACUAAGCCUCAAAUAUGCAUUUAUUGAUGGCAACAAGCAUGUGUCCCAUAACAACCAUGGGUUGGCACUCUUAAAAAUAUCAUUCACGCGCUUUUAUUUUUUGACUAGAAAUGAAAUUAUAUUUAUAUAUGUAUAAACAUA
Drosophila obscura is the source of this 2490-nucleotide messenger RNA. Its product is annotated as CXXC-type zinc finger protein 1-like. The transcript is spliced from 4 exons. Bases 139 to 2022 code for a protein of 627 amino acids. Gene Ontology annotation, molecular function: zinc ion binding; DNA binding. Gene Ontology annotation, cellular component: Set1C/COMPASS complex. Lineage: Eukaryota; Metazoa; Arthropoda; Insecta; Diptera; Drosophilidae. The record is from RefSeq and is a predicted model, not a curated record. Gene Ontology annotation, biological process: positive regulation of DNA-templated transcription.